AUGACAGUUCUGAUGAAUGAAGCAAGUCAAGAACAGGUUCAAUACAUCAACAAUCGAAACUACAACUAUCGUGGAAAUCCUAUGCCAAAUUACUACCAUCCAGGACUUCGAAAUCAUGAGAAUUUUUCUUAUGGAAACACGAAGAAUGUGCUGCAACCUCCUCCAGGGUUUGAUAGUCAACCAAGCGAGAAGAAAAUGUCACUUGAGGAUGCCAUGAUUUCCUUUGUUGAGGAGACCAAAGCAAGGUUUAAAAAGUCUGAUUCACGGUUGGAUAACAUUAAGACUCAUUGUAGCAAUAUGGGUGCCACUAUGAAGAAUCCUGAAGUGCAAAUUGGGCAACUAGCCACAACCAUCAAUGCCCAACAAAGAGGAACUUUUCCAAGCAAUACAGAAGUGAAUCCAAAGGAAAAAUGCAAGGCCAUUACACUUAGGAGUGGAAGAGAAAUCGAAAGGACACCAUCAAAGGAAACCGAGUCCACCCCUACAACUCCAAACAGUGGCCAAAGUAAGAACAAAGUAGAAGAAGAGGAGAUUGCUGAUGAUACACUAAGAGAGACUGACAUGCCUCCAUCAAUUUCAUGCCUUGGAACAAAUGCCAAAUUCCUGAAGGACAUCAUUUCCAAGAAGAGAAGGUUGGACGACUUCGAAACAGUGAAGCUUUCUGAAGAAUGUAGUACCAUUCUACAAAAGAAAUUACCUCAAAAAUUAAAAGAUCCAAGGAGUUUCACUUUGCCUUGCACUAUUGGAAAUUCAUUUUUUGAUAAAGUUUUAUGUGAUCUUGGUGCUAGCAUUUAUCUUAUGCCAUUUUCUGUUUGUAGGAAAUUGGGACUUGGAGAGAUGAAACAAACAACCAUUUCUUUGAAACUAGCAGGCCAAUCCAUCAAAUAUUCACGUGGAAUCAUAGAAGAUGUAUUGGUAAAGGUGGAUAAAUUUAUUUUUCAUGUUGAUUUUGUGGUAUUAGAUAUGGAGGAAGACCAAGAAGUACCACUAAUUCUUGGCCGACCAUUCUUGGCUAUAGGGAAGGCUUUAAUUGAUGUUCAAAAGGGUGAGUUGAUAUUGAGAGUGAACAAGGAAGAGGUUAUGUUCAACAUCUACCAAGCCAUGAGAUUUCCUAAAGAUCCAAGCACUUGCUUUCGGGUAGAUGUCCUUUUAAGAAGAUGUGCCAGCAGAUCACCUAGAACGAUGUAUCACCACUUCAUCUCAUGCUCAUGA
Molecule: messenger RNA, 1212 nt
Organism: Quercus lobata
Lineage: Eukaryota; Viridiplantae; Streptophyta; Magnoliopsida; Fagales; Fagaceae
Exons: 2
Coding region: 1-1212 (403 amino acids)
Source: RefSeq, a predicted model, not a curated record